AUGAUCAAUACCAUCAACAUAGUCUCUCUCAGUCAACUUCUGAAUAACAUCCACUUGUCACAAUCUCACAUUGAUGAAGCAGCCCGCUUCUACAUUAGACAUAGCAAUGAUCAAAACUCUUAAUAUUCUCUUUGCGAAGAGUGGUCCAACCAUUUUCACUUUGCUAAAGGAAAUGUGGAUGGAGAUAAAGUUAUCGUAUCCUUACUCUACAUGGCACAAAGAGUAGUGGAAUCUGUCAUCAGAUUCCAAGGAUCAUGUAAAUUUUAAUCAUAUUUUCAGACACUUCAAUGAGUGAUGCAUUAAAAAAAUAAAUUAUCAAAGCCUUAGGUUUACUCUAAGAUUACAAUUGGACUCAAGAACUAAAAUCAUAAGUCAAAGACUUAAUAAAAUAAUGGGAUGAAAAACAAUUAUUCACAAAACCAGAAGUCUAAAGCAUGCUUGAAACUAUUGAACCAUCUAAAACACAAAAAGAGAAAUUCAAAAAUCAGUUUGCCCCAUCUCUGUUCCUUGUUAAUUUUGCUAAAAACUAUAAAGUAUAUAAAUUUCGAACUACUUUUCAGGAACUAUAAAUUCGAUUGUAAUAAACCAAUGAAUAUCAAUUAAGACUGGAUGAACUAAUUAAUUGUGGAGCUUAAGACAAAUUGAAUUUGUAUGAUUCCUUGCUAGAACAAUAUUCUAAAUCAGUUGAAAGUGUUCUAAAAUAUAGAAAAUUAGUUAUCAAGGAUAUUCUAGAUAAAUUAAAAGAUUUAGAUAAAACCCAUUCAAAAAGUUUAAUUGAUAUGAAAUAUCUUGUAUUAAGAAUCUAGGAAUUGAGGAGUAGAAAGGAGAAGAGGAUCCAAAAUGAAUACUAUAGUGAAUGA
Paramecium octaurelia is the source of this 860-nucleotide messenger RNA. NCBI's taxonomy places the organism in Eukaryota, Ciliophora, Oligohymenophorea, Peniculida, Parameciidae. The record is from the annotation of a GenBank genome assembly.